UUAACUUGUUUUCGUCAUUCAGUAGAACAACAAAGGGACAAAGGUCUUGACGUUGUUCUUAUUUAACCCAAAUUUUCACCCCAUUUAAGGUUUUCCAGGACACGGGGACAUAUCCAACCUUCCCGUGGCAUUAGAUGCGACUUGGACCUCUCCGACCCCUGUAUACGCAGCCUCAUAGAAGGUUUGCAUCGUAGCGUCGGAAAAACAAGAUGGGACGAAUAUUCCUGGAACACAUUGGUGGGAUCCGACUGUUCUCUUGCGCCACGUGCUACACCAUCCUGACCAAUCGCACUGAGCUGAUAUCCACUCGCUUUACUGGAGCGACCGGCCGAGCGUUUCUCUUCAAGCGUGUGGUGAAUCUAACGUACAGUGAGGUCCAGGAUCGCGUCAUGCUCACUGGCCGCCAUAUGGUAAGAGACGUUUCCUGUAAAAACUGCAGUGCAAAGUUGGGCUGGAUCUACGAGUUUGCAACGGAGGAGAAUCAAAGGUACAAGGAAGGACGGGUGAUCUUGGAACGCGCCCUCGUGACAGAGACCGACGGAUUCGAGGAACACCUGGGCGACGACUAAGGCAUUCGUGACGCGUCCUUCUCGACACCGACGUGAUCACGAACGCGGAUACACGACCAAGGGAAUGGGGAGACUGUAUCCGUGUGAGAGCCGACGAGACUACCCCCCACCCCCACCCCAUAACUCCCGCCUGUUUUAAAAGAUUAUUUGCCUUGCAUGAUUUUCAUUUGUUUGGUUUUUUCUCUACCAAGUUAUUGUGUUUUAAGUCGAUGUUCUUAUUUAUUUAAAUCGAAAAGGCGAAGGUAAAAUAAAAAACCCAUUCUAGACCAGUUUAUUUAACACGAUCUCAGAUAGUCGUUAGUCUGUCUGUCCGUGGUGUUUACGUGUCCUUGUUAUGCUGUCAAUUAGUCGGGUCUUUUAAGUUUUAAUGCGAGUUUUGUCCAGAAAUCUUCAGUGAGGCACAAACUCAUUUUUCCUGUGAUAUAUUUGAAUAUGAUGGUAGUUUAGUCUGUGUGUGUGUGUGUCAAAUGAGUUGAUCUUGUAGGCCCUGAUAUAACCUAACCUAACUCAACCCAGUAAAGUCCAAAGAGAAUUCAGUGCCUCUUAGGGAAAAUGUAACCGCUUCCUUCCAGCCUCGGGGUACCUAAGAGAGAGCAACCCCCCCCAACCCCCUCCCAAAAAAUCACCUCGUUUGACCUGUCACCACCAAACAAUCAUAACCACCUUUUGUAAUAGAUUCAAGGCAUUGGUCAAGUGGUGUGUUAAGGUCUAUUAUGUGUAAGCAAUUCAGCAGGUGAUUUGGUCGUUGGAUAGUUAUAGGUCCCAGUUUUGAUAGGGACUCGAUCUAACCUAACCUAACGUUACCUAACUUAACCUGAGCUUAACCAAAACCCCAAUGCAACUCAAUCCACUCCCCCUCCCUCUAACCCCCCUCCCCCCCCCUAACCCACCUAACCUAAAGCUGUAGGGUUAGGUUAGGUUAAGGCUGGGAUCUGUUUGACCGACCUCCAGUGAUGUUGUACAAUGAGCUUUAAUUCAUUCUCUCUCUCUCUCUCUCUCU
This is a messenger RNA of Homarus americanus (American lobster), 1569 nucleotides long. RefSeq names its product protein yippee-like 5 (gene Yippee). NCBI's taxonomy places the organism in Eukaryota, Metazoa, Arthropoda, Malacostraca, Decapoda, Nephropidae. The coding region runs from base 210 to 569 and encodes 119 amino acids. The transcript is spliced from 5 exons. The record is from RefSeq and is a predicted model, not a curated record.